UUAAGUAGUCACCUGGGUCCUUUUGUUCUAGCAGACACGGUCUCUAUUAUUGUCGCUUUGUUACUUGUUCAGAAAAGAAAGUAAAAAGGGCUUCCGGAAUUGGACGUUGAAUACAUGUAUGAUUGUGAGGUAUGUGAGUUGAAGGAAUGAAGAGACGUGCGCUAUCGCAGGGGAGCCAGUGGUGUCGGGUCAUGUAGUAAUCACUUCCAUGGCACGCGUUCUCUCCCUGAUCCGGACUCAACCAUUCCUUGCUCUCCUGGGGAGGAGGACAAUGUCGCUCGACCGUGGGGCGCGGGAGGUGUUUGCUGCGGCGGUGGAAGGCGUACAGCCGGAUAUCGUCAUCCGGCAGAGUUUGGAAAGUCAAGGCAACUCCAUGGUGGUUGUUGGCAGCUGCGGUGGCAAGUUCCCGCUGAGAAACAAUGUGCACGUGGUGGGCUUUGGAAAAGCGGUGCUGGGCAUGGCCACUGAAGCUGAGAAGAUCCUGGGAGAACAUUUGGUGGGAGGAGUUAUCAGCGUGCCGCAUGGCAUUCAGCAGACGUUACGGCAGCAUGGCAAACACCACCUGCUGUUGAAGGAAAGAAGCCAUAUCCAAGUCAUGGAGGGCGCUCAACACAACCUGCCCGACGCCGACUCCCUGAAGGCAGCAGAUUGUAUUGCGAGGCUUGCAAAUGCGUUGACGGAGGACGACCUGCUUCUCGUGCUGAUUUCAGGUGGGGGCUCCGCAUUGCUCCCCGCACCCGUCUCGCCAAUGACGCUCCAAGAGAAACUGGACAUCACCCGUAAACUGGCAGCCGCCGGCGCCACCAUUCAAGAGCUGAACACCGUACGACGCGCCUUCUCCGUGUUAAAGGGAGGAGGACUUGCACAGUGUGCACACCCUGCUCAGGUGGUGGCAUUGAUACUAUCAGAUGUGAUCGGUGACCCACUGGACCUGAUAGCGAGCGGCCCCACAGUGCGGGGUCCGAUAUAUCGUGACGAGGUGCUGGCAGUCCUUGAGUGCUACGGCUUGCUGGACUCUGCCCCUACCUCUGUGAAGGACGUGCUAGCUGGACUUGGUUCGCGCCAGGGAGUUGAAAUAGACGAGGCUGGGCGCGUUCUCAACGUAGUGAUCGGCUCCAACAACAUUGCCCUCCAGCACGCCGGCCGCCGGGCGCUUGAGCUGGGUUACCGCCCCAUCGUGCUCUCCCCGGGAGUGUGCGGUGACGUGAGGUCAGUGUCCCGUCUUUACGGCCUCCUGGCCCACUUCGCCUGCUCGCGUGGGGAAAACACGUCCGAGCUCGCUGCCGAGGUGAUGAAGCUGGGACCGGAAGUGGGAGUAGAGCGCGGGGACCUUCGGCGUGUUUUGCAGAGUUUGGAGCGUGAUCGCGCGCAAGGACAAGGUAUUACAUGCGUGCUGGCGGGGGGUGAGCCCACCGUGGAACUCAUAGGUAACGGCCGCGGGGGUCGCAACCAGGAGCUGGCUAUGAGAGUGGGCCUGGAGUUGAGAGACUUGCAGCCCCUGGUAGACAGUCCGGUCUUCCUGAGCGGUGGAACCGACGGUCAGGACGGGCCCACCGAGGCGGCGGGAGCUGUCACGGAUGCGGGCUUGUACAAGGAUGCUCAAAAACAACAGUUGGAUAUGCUCAGCUUUCUUAAAAACAACGAUUCUUUUACUUUUUUCACUCGUCUAUCUGGUGGUCGCAACUUGGUUGUCCCGGGGUUAACCUGCACCAAUGUCAUGGAUGUGCACGUUCUGCUCAUUCCAUGUAGUGCCAAAUAGCACGGAGAGGAUAACUACACGGCAUUCUUGCUAUUCCUAAAGUUUGUGGGAACCACAAGGGUUUUGGUGAAGGAAAAAAAAAAAGUUAAUGUGAGAAAUUAUCUGUGGCAGGGGCUUUCAACAAGUUUUGUCCAAGGAACUCGGGGACCACUGAUUUGGCGGAAUAUUUUAUUUUAGCAUAGGUCCCCUGAAAGUUCAACAGCUGUAGUACUCAAUGCACUUUUGAAAAGAAACCUAUUUCGGGGCAUCUUUUGCCACUAUAGAUAACGCACAGCCAUCUGUCUCCUCCACAGCUUAUACAGUAAACUAUAUCUUAUUAUUCCAAUAAGAUUCCAUUUUUUUCCAUUUGUGCAAUGCAAAAUUUUUAAUUCUUUAAUUCAAAACCAAUGAUACGUUAUUGCUUCAACUUCAGCCAACAAGUGAUUUAUCAUUGGAGCUGUUUUGUGUUAAGAAAUGCUACUGUUUAGUUCUGUAUCAAUCACACAUUAAAAUUAUAAACAAACAAUG
Molecule: messenger RNA, 2266 nt
Organism: Syngnathus acus (greater pipefish)
Lineage: Eukaryota; Metazoa; Chordata; Actinopteri; Syngnathiformes; Syngnathidae
Gene: glyctk
Product: glycerate kinase
Exons: 6
Coding region: 209-1759 (516 amino acids)
Biological process (GO): protein phosphorylation
Cellular component (GO): cytoplasm
Molecular function (GO): glycerate kinase activity
Source: RefSeq, a predicted model, not a curated record